Molecule: messenger RNA, 414 nt
Organism: Zasmidium cellare ATCC 36951
Lineage: Eukaryota; Fungi; Ascomycota; Dothideomycetes; Mycosphaerellales; Mycosphaerellaceae
Exons: 2
Coding region: 1-414 (137 amino acids)
Source: RefSeq, a predicted model, not a curated record
AUGCCGGUGAAAUGGGACGAUGAAACGGAAAAGAAACUCCUGAUGGCCAUCAUCCACGUCAUGGGCGCCUCAACCCCAAGCAUCAACUGGAACACCGUCGCGUCCCUGAUGGGAGAUGAGUACACCGCUGAGGGCAUUCGUCAGAAGUUCACGAAGGGACUGAAGAAGCAGGCGGCGAAUCAGUUUGGGGAUGUCCCAGGGGAUGGCCGCAGCAAGACGCCGGUGAAGAGGAGUGGUGGUGGGAAGAAGGCUGCUGGGGAGAAGGCUGCUGCGGCUUCGGGCAGUAAGCGGAAGGCGAAGAAGGCUGCGGCGGAUUGGGAGGAGGGUGGCAAUGAGGACGAUGUGGAGGAGACGCCGAGCAAGAAGGCGAAGAUUGAGGAGGAGAAGAGCGAUAGCGAGGGUGAUCUGGUUUAG